This is a messenger RNA of Anoplophora glabripennis (Asian longhorned beetle), 954 nucleotides long. RefSeq names its product stromal cell-derived factor 2. NCBI's taxonomy places the organism in Eukaryota, Metazoa, Arthropoda, Insecta, Coleoptera, Cerambycidae. The transcript is spliced from 3 exons. The coding region runs from base 57 to 716 and encodes 219 amino acids. The record is from RefSeq and is a predicted model, not a curated record.
UUGAAGUUUACUUUUCGAGUGUGGAGGUGGUUUAAGAUUUUGGGAGGCGGUUCAAAAUGUGUUUAGAAAAUAUUAUAUACACAAUUUUCAUAAUUUGUGUAAUACAAAAUUUUCAAAUAUUAGAGGCUUCAAAACAAAAAUAUGUAACAUGUGGAUCAGUAAUUAAAUUGAUGAAUACAGACUAUAGAGUACGGUUGCAUUCACAUGAUGUGAAAUACGGCACUGGAAGCGGACAACAAUCGGUAACUGCCACCGAAGUACAAGAAGAUAUUAAUAGCCACUGGUUGAUAAAGGCGGCUAGUGGGAAAACUUGUCUAAGAGGAGAACCUAUUAAAUGUGGAUCAACUAUAAGGUUAGAACAUGUUGAAACAAAGAAAAAUUUACAUUCGCACCAUUUUCAAAGUCCUUUAAGCAGUAACCAGGAAAUUAGUUGUUACGGAGAUAACGGAGAGGGAGAUUCUGGGGACAAUUGGACUGUUAUUUGUACAGGUGAAUUCUGGCCAAGAGAUGACAGUAUAAUGUUAAAACAUGUUGAUACACAAAUGUAUCUCUCCACUUCGGGCAGAACAUUUGGAAGACCCAUAAAUGGUCAAAUGGAGGUAAUCGGACUUCAUUCAUCAACGGGUUCAGUACACUGGCAAGCUAUGGAAGGCGUAUAUUUGCAUGCGCCAGAUAUCGAUGCAAAACAUAUGCACUCGAUGCAUACCGAAUUGUAGACCAUUUUGUAUAGAACAAUUUUUGUACAUUUUCUAAUUUAUUUAAUAUUGUUUAAGUGACUCCAAUAAAAUAAGUCGUUAAAGAAAUUAUAACUUCUUUUUAGGAAAUUUGAAAGUAAAUAUUUAGGUACUAUGAAUUCCAGCAAGUUCAGAACUGAGCUAAUACUUGUGGUAGUUGUUAAUACAUUGUGGUAUCAAACAAAUGUAAGUAUAUGUUAAUAAACUGUUAUUUUAUUUA